Molecule: messenger RNA, 1384 nt
Organism: Gadus chalcogrammus (walleye pollock)
Lineage: Eukaryota; Metazoa; Chordata; Actinopteri; Gadiformes; Gadidae
Product: gastrula zinc finger protein XlCGF57.1-like
Exons: 4
Coding region: 50-1384 (444 amino acids)
Biological process (GO): regulation of transcription by RNA polymerase II; central nervous system development
Cellular component (GO): nucleus
Molecular function (GO): RNA polymerase II cis-regulatory region sequence-specific DNA binding; DNA-binding transcription factor activity, RNA polymerase II-specific
Source: RefSeq, a predicted model, not a curated record
GACCCCAGACAUCAUUUCAAUCAAGGUUGAAGAGGAUAUUGGUGGAGGCAUGCCCGCUGUAGAAGACGGCAAUGACAUCAGAGACUGCAGCACGCAGCGCGGCGACACCUCAGAGAGUCUGGGUGUGGACGCCCCUGGCUCCUCCCACAUGGCCAGUCACAACGGGGAGCUGCAGAUCCUAAGCGUCUACGGAAAAGGGGAGGGCCCACUGGCGGUGGAUGGUUGGUGGAAGGUUUCUCCCAACAAUGCCAAUAUGAUCGUACACAUGAGGACCCGACCAGACGAGAAGCCGUACGGGUGCGACCAAUGCAAGAAGCGCUACAUACGGGAAGACUUCCUGAAGAUCCACAUGAGGACUUGCUCUGGGGCGAAGCCCUACAGCUGUGACCAAUGCACGAAGAGCUUCAGUCAGCUAAACGUACUGAAGAACCACAUGAGGACUCACACCGGGGAGAAGCCCUACAGCUGUGACCAAUGCACGAAGAGCUUCAGUCGAAGUAACGUCCUGAAGAACCACAUGAGAACUCACACCGGGGAGAAGCCCUACAGCUGUGACCAAUGCACAAAGCGCUUCAGUCAAAGAGAACACCUGAAGAGCCACAUGAAGACUCACACCGGCGAGAAGCCCUACAGCUGUGACCAAUGCAUGAAGCGCUUCAUGCGGAAAGACGCUCUGAAGAACCACAUUAGUACGCACUCCAGCGAGAAGCCCUACAGGUGUGACCAAUGCACGAAGCGCUUCAGUCUGAAAAACCAGCUGAAUAACCACAUAAGGACUCACACCGGUGAGAAACCCUACGGGUGCCUGCCAGAGCACUCAGUCAUUCUGGACGUUAAGACCAGAUGGAACAGCCUAUAUUUAAUGAUGGAGCGUUUUCUGGAAAUGUUCCCUGCCAUCCAGGCAGCCUGCAUGGACCCUCGCCUGAAGAAGUCCAUGGAGAAGGAGAGGUGCGACCAAUGCACGAAACGCUACGGCCGGAGCUCGUCCCUGAGGAGCCACAUGAGGACUCACACGGGUCCUCAUGUGGCUCCGUGUGGACACGGGGAGAAGCCCUACAGCUGUGACCAAUGCACGAAGCGCUUCAGUCAGCAAAACCACCUGAAGAGCCACAUGAGGACUCACACGGGGGAGAAGCCCUACAGGUGUGACCAAUGCACGAAGAGCUUCAGUCAGAGCAACGAUCUGAAGAUCCACAUGAGAACGCACUCUGGGGAGAAGCCCUACAGGUGUGACCAAUGCACAAAGCGCUUCAGUUUGAAAGGCAUGCUGAAGAUCCACAUGAGGACUCACACCGGCGAGAAGCCCUACAGGUGUGACCAAUGCACGAAGUGCUUCAGCCAGAGCUCGUCCCUGAAAGUCCACAUGAAGACUCACACCGGCUAG